AUGAAUGUGCUGCUCCUUAAAGAGCCGAGGGAUGGAGAUACUGGGCCUGAUCCAUACAUAAAGGAGCUGGCUGCUUGCGGACACAAAGCCACUCUCAUCCCAGUGCUGUCUUUCAAAUUUGUCUCCUUGAACACACUCUCAGACAAGAUUUUCCAGCCGGAGAAACACGGGGGUCUGAUCUUCACCAGCCCCCGAGCUGUGGAGGCCGUGAGGAUGUGUGUGGAGGAGAGGAAGGAAGAAUGGGAGCGCUCUGUGAAGGACCAGUGGAACUGCAGGUCCGUGUAUGUGGUGGGGAAAGCUACUGCUGCUUUAGUUGAAAGUCUGGGCCUGGAUCCUUUGGGAGAAGACAGCGGGACGGCGGACGUGCUGUCGAAGCUUAUCAUUGAAAAAGAAGACAAGAACAUCCCUCCGCUGUUCUUUCCCUGUGGCUCCAUCAAGAGAGACGUCCUGCCCACGGCUCUGAAAGACAACGGUGUUCCUCUGGAGACUCUGACUGUUUAUCAAACUACUGAACACCCAGACCUGGAGAAAAACCUCAAGAAUUAUUUCACUGAGCAGGGCGUUCCAGCGAGUGUGGCCUUCUUCAGUCCGUCCGGAGUCAAGUUCUGUCUGGAGCUGGUGCGGAGGUUUUCGGGAGACCAGCUGAGUCUCGUCAAAUUUGCUGCGAUUGGUCCAACCACAGAGGAGGCCAUGAAAGCCGAGGGUCUCACUGUGAGAGCUGUGGCCGAAAAACCAACAGCUCAACACCUGAGUGCAGCUAUCCACAACGCCCUGCAGUGA
Messenger RNA from Knipowitschia caucasica, 780 nucleotides. Lineage: Eukaryota; Metazoa; Chordata; Actinopteri; Gobiiformes; Gobiidae. The record is from the annotation of a GenBank genome assembly.